UCCAACACUGAAUGUUUCAGAGCAGCCUCGGAGUCACGAUGCUCCGGCAGAGAUCGUUCCGGGUGAUGGGUGAUUAGUGUAAACAGGAAGAAGACAGAUCAGACUGGAGCAGAGAACAGAUAUUUACUCCACAUGUACGCCAGCUCCAGGCACACUGAGAGGAAACGCUGCUGUCAGGAAGCGAGUCAAAGCUCAAAGAAAGGUCCCCUACAUACAGAAAACUACAGGUAACUCCUGCUGGUUAUUUAAGUCAAUUUAACUCAUCGGUUUUCAGACCAGACAGGUCGGAAAGUAGUGGACUCCAUUCAGGUUUUGGAGGUUUAGGAUGACAGAGGAAGAGUCUUCCGUCAUGUCCACAGAGUUCUGGACGUCCUGCAGUGACGGCUUCUGUCUCUGAGAGGCAUCUGAUCUCUGGUGGACCUCCAGCCCUUCCCAGGAUUACAGGGAUCUGAGGGCUGACUGGAUCAGAAGUAGACCACUUGUCUCAGUCAAGUUUGUUUUCUACGUUCUGCCUUGGUUGUUCUCUGAAGGAGAAAAGUUUUGGAUCAGAACCGCAUCCCGUUCUUUCACCUGGACGGUUGGGACUGGUGGAGAGGGGAGGAUUGUUCUGGCAGUGGCAUCAUGUUCAGGCGGGGAUGACACCGGAGGCAACAGCAGACAAUGAUGAGACAGAGCUCUGUAUGAAAGGAACCAUUGAUGUUAGUGGACCGCACUGAUGCUGCAAACCCCGCCGCCCCCCACUGAGGGUGGGCGUGUCACUUCUGGGUUUCACAAACAGAAAUUUUUCCUACGCUGGAGCAGGACCUGAGCUGAGACACUUCAGGACCAGUCAGGACCAACCCAGCAAACGAAGUUCAGACUGCCCCGGUCCUGACAGCAUGGUGGGAUGAUCCGACAUGCUCCGGCACAUUCCUCCUGGUCUCUCUGGCAGCGUUUGGAUUGAUGCUGCUGGAUCCUUGAACUGAUGCAGAUGGAUGUAUUAAUACACUCCUGAUAUGCCUCUUACUGCUGUCAGAGUAAUGCACACCUACACAGUCCUGAUCUCCAUCACAACCAUGGGCAACAUGACAGUGUUGGACACAAACAACCCAUAUGAUGAAGCCACCACCCCAUCAGACGCUGUUUACCCCAUCAGCUUCCAGGUUUCUCUGACAGGAUUCUUGGUUCUGGAGAUCGUGUUGGGCCUGAGCUCCAACCUCACUGUGCUUGUCCUCUACUGUAUGAAACAGAACCUCAUCAGCUCCGUCUCCAACAUCAUCACCAUGAACCUGCACGUGGUGGAUGUGAUGGUGUGCGUUUGCUGCAUCCCGCUCACAGCUGUGGUGGUUCUGCUUCCUUUGAAGGCAGACACAGCCAUAAUCUGCUGCUUCCACGAGGCCUGCGUCUCCUUUGCAAGCGUAGCCACCGCUGCAAACGUCCUGGCCAUCACCGUGGACCGCUACGACAUUUCAGUCCGGCCUGCAAACCGGGUGCUGACAAUGGGCCGAGCUGUGGCUCUCCUGGGAUCCAUCUGGGCUUUAUCCUUCUUCAGUUUCCUGGUUCCUUUCAUGGAAGUGGGAUUCUUCAUCGGCUCUGGUUCUGAUCUGGUGAACCACACAGCCGUGGUGACUGUGGCUCAUACCAAUGAAUACUACACUGAGCUGGGUUUGUAUUAUCACCUACUGGCUCAGAUCCCCAUCUUCUUCUUCACUGCCGUGGUGAUGCUGGUGACAUACUACAAGAUCCUCCAGGCUCUGAACAUCCGGAUCGGAGCACGCUUUCAACACAACUUACCAAAAAAGAAACAGAAGAGUAAAAACACAAUAUCUCUGAGCACCGCCACACACGCGGAGUCGACGGACGCUUCCCAGAGCAGCUCAGGGGUUAAGGUGGGCAGCAACGCUCCGUUAGGGAUGCGGGCGUCGGUAUCGGUCAUUAUCGCACUGCGACGAGCCGUCAAACGCCACCGGGAGAGACGUGAGAGGCAGAAACGAGUCUUCCGGAUGUCUCUACUGAUCAUCUCCACCUUCCUCCUGUGCUGGACUCCAAUAACUGUGCUUAACACCAUCAUCCUCAGCACCGGACCCAGUGACCUGACGGUCCGUCUCCGCCUGGGCUUCCUGGUGAUGGCCUACGGGACCACCAUCUUCCACCCACUGCUCUAUGCCUUCACCAGACAGAAGUUCCAGAAGGUGCUGAAGAGCAAGAUGAAGAAAAGGGUAGUGUCCGUGGUCGAAGCAGAGCCUACACCCAACAAUGUGGUCAUUCACAACUCCUGGAUCGACCCCAGGAGAAACAAGAAGGUCACGUUCGAGGACACGGAGGCCAGACAGAAAUGUCUGCGCUCACAGGACGCAGACUGAUGGGAAAUCGGAGGAGGAGUUUGACCAAAGGAAACAAACUUGACUUACUAAAUAAAUACUAAAACACAGGUUUCAUGAGGACCUCAGCUUCUUGGAGAUGAAGAAUACAAUGAAGAGGUGUUAAAAGGAAAACUACCAGCAGCUGAAAACUGGAGCUCAAAGACUGUUUUAAAGUUGAUUUCUUAUUGAAAAAGGGAAUUUAAUGUUAUUUAAUGUGGGUGUGCCAUCCAGGACCGCUCUGUCCACAACUGUUCAUGUAAAACCGGAAGACCAGAAAACUUUGAUACCGUUUGUAAUAUUUACAAUAAACCACCAAAAACCCAGAAAGUGUGUCUGAACACAGACCAGAACUGGGUCAGAACCCUCCUCCAUCA
Melanotaenia boesemani (Boeseman's rainbowfish) is the source of this 2716-nucleotide messenger RNA. RefSeq names its product G-protein coupled receptor 22-like. Gene Ontology annotation, cellular component: membrane. The record is from RefSeq and is a predicted model, not a curated record. The transcript is spliced from 6 exons. Lineage: Eukaryota; Metazoa; Chordata; Actinopteri; Atheriniformes; Melanotaeniidae. The coding region runs from base 996 to 2342 and encodes 448 amino acids. Gene Ontology annotation, molecular function: peptide binding; G protein-coupled receptor activity. Gene Ontology annotation, biological process: G protein-coupled receptor signaling pathway.